Habropoda laboriosa is the source of this 1364-nucleotide messenger RNA. RefSeq names its product phosphatidylinositol 3,4,5-trisphosphate 3-phosphatase and dual-specificity protein phosphatase PTEN-like. Gene Ontology annotation, biological process: phosphatidylinositol dephosphorylation; phosphatidylinositol 3-kinase/protein kinase B signal transduction; regulation of phosphatidylinositol 3-kinase/protein kinase B signal transduction. The annotation marks the transcript as partial. NCBI's taxonomy places the organism in Eukaryota, Metazoa, Arthropoda, Insecta, Hymenoptera, Apidae. The transcript is spliced from 5 exons. Gene Ontology annotation, cellular component: nucleus; cytosol; cell projection. The record is from RefSeq and is a predicted model, not a curated record. Gene Ontology annotation, molecular function: phosphatidylinositol-3,4,5-trisphosphate 3-phosphatase activity; protein tyrosine phosphatase activity.
AUGUUCAGAGAGAUCUUACGAUUUUAAAAAAUUUAAACAAAGGGUAGCUACAUACGCGUUCGACGAUCAUAAUCCACCGAUGCUGGAUCAAAUCAAACCGUUUUGCGAAGAUGUACACGAGUGGCUUUCCGGACAUCACGAAAAUGUAGCUGUAGUUCAUUGUAAAGCGGGUAAAGGUCGAACUGGCGUAAUGAUUUGUUGCUAUCUUCUUCACACUAAACAAUUUCCCACUGCCACAGAAGCCCUUAACUACUACGGGACUAAAAGAACACACGACAGGAAAGGGGUAACAAUUCCUUCUCAGAGGCGGUACGUGGAUUAUUACGCUACUCUUGUAAAAGAAGAAUUGAAUUAUCAACCGGUUACGUUGUUAUUACGGAAAAUACAAUUGGAUCCAGUGCCGAUCUUUCACGGAGGUCAAGGAUAUCUGCAUUGUGUAAUAUCUGAGUCGAAAAAGAGGAUAUAUAGCUCUGACGUAGUCGAAAUACGAAAAGGAGUGCACACAGUCAGCAUCCCUUUGAAACACAGCGUAGCGCUGACAGGAGAUAUACGAGUGGAUUUCUUUAAUAGACCAAAAAUGAAACGAAAGGAGAAGUUGUUUCAUUUUUGGUUCAAUACAUUUUUCGUGCGGGACUACUUAACGCCGGAGUACGAUAACGGAGAGUUGCCAGUCGAGCGUUCAACAAGGGCAUUGAGUUGCGACGGUUCAAAUAUGGAAUUACCAAUGGUUGUCUCGCACAUGAAUCCCAUAACUGGAUCGCUAGCUAGUCUCGGAGCUGUGCCACGUACUCUUGUUUUAAGUAUAGAUAAAUGGGGUUUGGAUGACGCACACAAGGAUAAACAUCACAAAGCGUAUAAUGCAGAUUUUAAGGUUAGCUUGUUUAUGCAUCGAGUGGGUGGCAGUAUAUCGCAAGCAGUGCCAGGGACAACAAACAGAACGAGAGAGGGUAUGCAAAUAGGAAUGGGAGGACAAGACACCCCGAGUGAAUCGAGCGAAGCGGAUAGCAGCGAAUGCGAUACAACCGGAGAUACAACGGGUGACGAAGAUGGGGAAUCUGGUGAGUCCUCUGCAUCUCUGGUGGUGAAUCACCAUCCUCUUACACACAGCAGUAGCCGUACACACGUUAGUAUCAACCAAAGAGCUAGUCUCAGAGAAACUGCCAAGGGUUUGCUCUCGCGUGGGGAUAAAAGUAGAAGUAGUCACCGACAAAGUACUAGCAGUGUUAAACGUUCUUCGGCUCUCGUACGUUCAGCCACCUUAGAUACGUAAUAUACAUACAUAUUUAUCGUAUUUUGUACUUAAACGUUGAGUUCUCUGAACUGGCAUCCGAGCUUUACGCCAACUUUAUGCGAAAACACACACA